Molecule: messenger RNA, 2520 nt
Organism: Chrysemys picta bellii (western painted turtle)
Lineage: Eukaryota; Metazoa; Chordata; Testudines; Emydidae
Source: RefSeq, a predicted model, not a curated record
GAAACGAAACUUAUCUUGUUACACUGUCUGCAGGGAGCCAUGGCUGCAGCAGGGAAUCCUUUGAAGAGCCUCCGAGAUGAAGCUACUUGCUCCAUUUGUCUGAGUUUUUUCAAGGAUCCAGUGUCUUUAGAUUGCGGGCACAAUUUCUGCCAAGCCUGCAUCACCCAGUGCUGGGAGGGACCAGAUACAGACAUCUCCUGCCCUCAGUGCAGAGAGACCUUUCCCCAGAGGACCCUGAGGCCGAACAGACAACUGGGGAACAUGGUAGAAAUCGCCAAGCAGCUGAGUGUCCCAGCAGCAGCAGGAGGAGAUUUGUGCAACGCGCACCAGGAGCCUUUCAAACUCUUCUGCAAGCAGGACCAAAUGCUCAUCUGUGUGAUCUGCAGGGAGUCCCAGGCGCACCACGCUCACAGGGUGGUCCCUAUAGAGGAGGCUGCCCAGGAGCACAAGGAACAAAUUCAAACUCGACUGAACACCCUGAAGCAAGAGAGAGAAGAACUUCUGGAGUGGAAACAGGAUGGAGAGAAGCAAAGCCAGGAAUAUCUGGGAAAGAUAGAAGCUGAGAGGCAGAAGAUUGUGUCUGCAUUUGCGCAAUUGCUGCAGUUCCUGAAGCCAGCACAACCCCUGCUGGCCCAACUGAAAGAGCUGGACAAGGAAAUUGUGAAGAUACAGGAUGAAAAUGUCACCAAACUGUCUGAGGAGAUUUCCCAUCUCAGUGACUUGAUCAGUGAGCUAGAAGAGAAGUGUCAGCAGCCAACAAGCCAGUUCCUGCAGGACAUCAAAAGCACCUGGAGCAGGUGUGAGAUGGUGAAGUUGGAAAAACCAGUGGCCGUGCCAGAGGACCUGAGAGAGAGAGUCGGCGUCUCUUCCCAAGGAAAUGUUUGUCUACAGGAGGCUAUGAAGAAAUUCCAAGAGACCCUGCCCUAUCAACUGCGCUUUCUGAUCUCAAAGGCAGAGAAAGAGGUGCAGGCCACUCCGGAUCCAGAAGUGGUAACUCCCUGUUCCAUCGUGUCCACAGAUGAGAGUGUGAUACAGAAAUACCAAGAUGUGGGAUACUCAGUGCCACAGAAUAGGUUUUACCCUGCUCCCUAUGUGCUGGGCUAUAAGGGCUUCACCUCAGGGAGAUGUUACUGGGAAGUGGAGGUGGGGAACAAAAAUGACUGGCUUUUGGGCAUUGCCAAAGAGUCUGUGAUACAUGAGGGAGCGAUAAGCUGUACACCAGAGGAGGGGAUCUGGGCUUUGCAGAAUACAAGAUUUCAGUACUGUGCCCUCACCUCCCCUAAGACUGCUCUGGACCUACAUCGUAGACCCAGUAACAUUGGGGUUGAUCUGGAUUAUAAAGGACAGACAGUUACAUUUUAUGACAUUACAUCUUCUGGCAGAGAGACAAUCUUUACUUUCACAUCUUCUUUCACUGGGAAGAUCAUCCCCUUCUUUGGGAGCCGGCGUGUAGAAUUUCAGAGUAGGGGCAGAUAUGGUCAUUGGUAGGCAUACCGUUAAGACCUGUGACAGAGGAUCAGGGAUCACUCGAUAUGAGAUAUCUAAAGUAGAGCAAAGACAUGGGUAAUAUAUAAAUUACAGCUAUCACACUUUGCCAUUCUAAUCACAGUCUUGCCAGCCUCAAGCAUUCAAAAACUGUGUCAGCCCCCCCACAAUCAUGGGAUUGGCUUAAACAUCUUUUUAUAUAUUAUGUUAUUUUUCUUUGCCUUCUGGUUUCCCAGCUUUCAGGGUGUUCUUGUUUCUGGUUUUCAAUCUUUGCUACACCAACAUGAAGGCUGGAAAUGUAUCUGUAAUAUAAUCUGAGCUCCCUCAAAUCUAUCUACUCCAGCAGCUGGGACUUUUAAGAAAAACACUGAGUGCUGCAAGACUCACAAUAAAAUGGUGAGGGAGAACAAGACUGACUUGCUCAGCAUUAUACUGGUGAAAGGAGUUUCUCAGCCAACUUACAUGCCUUUCUCUGUAACUCUGGGAUCCUCCAGACACACAUGAACUGGCCAACCAGCAGACACCAGGAGUCACUCUCAGGGUCACAGCAGAGCCUGUCUGUCUUAGGGCAGGUCUACACUUAAAAUACUGCACCUGCGCUGUUGCGCCCCUGUAAUGCUUAAGUAAAGACGGUCCUAUGCUGACAGGAGAGCUGCUCCCAUCAGUGUAGUUAAUCCACCUCUGUGAGAGGCGGUAGCUAUGUCCAGGGGAGAAGCUCUCCCAUCAGUGUACCGCUGUCUACACCGGGAGUUCAGUCGGUACGCCUGCGUUCACUGAGGGGUGUGGAUUUUUCACAUCCCUGAGCGAUAUAGUUCUACCAAUGGAAGUCUAUAGUGUAGACCUGGCCUAAGUUCUGACUCACUUAGGGUCAUCCAUCGAAGUCCUCUGCUCUUUACUUAUGAAUAUAAAAAACAUAGUGGUGUUUCCCUCUCCCUCCAGUUCCCUAGCUCAAUGCUCCUAUUUUGCUCUAUUUGGUUAUUUGGAUGCUGUAGAUUCAAAUGAGUAAAUUCACAGAAUAAAGUUUAUUUCUAUCUU